UGGCUGGGUCAGGUUUUGAGCAGAAGACUUGGGCACAGCAAGCACGCCCUCACCUCAGGCCAGGCAGCAAUCAUGAAGGUCAUCACUUGUGAAAUUGUGUGGCAUAAUAAGGAGCCUGUUUACAGCUUAGACUUCCAACACGGUGCUGAUGGGAAGAUCAACCGUCUGGCUUCGGCAGGUGUGGACACCACUGUUCGUAUAUGGAAAGUGGAAAAAGGACCAGAUGGAAAAGCAAUCGUGGAGUUCUUGUCGAACCUCGCCCGACACACCAAAGCAGUAAACGUCGUGCGAUUCUCUCCAAGCGGUGAGAUCCUGGCAUCUGGAGGAGAUGAUGCUGUUAUUUUGUUGUGGAAACUGAAUGAUAGCAAAGAACUGGAACCAUUAGUUUUUCAGGAUGAAGAUGAAGCUCAGCUCAACAAGGAGAACUGGACAGUCAUCAAAACUUUAAGAGGGCACUUAGAAGAUGUAUAUGAUAUUUGUUGGACCUCAGAUGGAAAUUACAUGGUGUCUGCUUCAGUAGAUAAUACAGCUAUAAUGUGGGAUGUCAAUAAAGGACAGAAAGUUUCAAUACUAAAUGAACACAAGAGUUACGUCCAAGGAAUAACUUGGGAUCCUCUAGGCCAGUACAUUGCAACUCUGAGUUGUGACAGGGUCCUGCGGGUGUACAAUACACAAACCAAGCGGGUAGCAUUCAAUGUUACCAAGAUGCCAUCCGGAUCAGGAGUUGAAGGAGAGGCCAGGAGCUAUCGAAUGUUUCACGAUGACAGCAUGAAGUCGUUUUUCCGCAGGCUCAGUUUUACUCCUGAUGGCUCCUAUUUGCUCACUCCCGCUGGCUGUGUUGAAUCAGGAGAAAAUGUAACAAACACCACCUAUGUUUUCUCCAGAAACAAUCUUAAAAGGCCUGUGGGUCACCUGCCAUGUCCUGGAAAGGCCACUCUUGCUGUUCGCUGCUGCCCAGUCUACUUUGAGUUGAGACAAGCACUUAAUAAAGAUGAAAUCAGUCAGAAAUCGCCUCCUGCUCUAUUUAAUCUGCCCUACCGAUUGGUGUUUGCUGUUGCUGCAGAAGAUUCUGUGCUUUUUUAUGAUACUGAACAGUCCUUCCCCUUUGGUUAUGUUUCUAAUAUACAUUAUCACACCCUGAGUGACAUUUCAUGGUCCAGUGAUGGAGCCUUUCUUGCUAUUUCUUCCACGGAUGGAUACUGUUCAUUUGUUACCUUUGAGAAGGAUGAGCUAGGAAUACCACUGAAGGAGAAACCACAGAUAAAUGUGAGGACUUCUGGUGCAACAGAGAAGAAAGUCAAAAAGAGUCAGUCACUCAAAGUAAUUUCCCCAGGCUCUAGGCUGACAGAGGGGACUCCUCCCAGCAAGGUCACCGAUCCCAGCACUCCCACCCUCCAGCCUCGAACGCCCACCGCUGCCGGUAAGGACUUGCCUUCCACACCUGUUGGCAUAAAAAACGUUCCAGUCUCAUCCUCAGACGAGAGGAAAAUCAGCCAUCCGGCCAGCCAGAGCACUAAAGCAAACCAGCCCAGGAGGAUUACUCUCAACACUUUACAAGCUUGGAGCAAGACGCCAAGGAGAGUAAACUUAAUUCCACUGAAGCCAGAUAGGCCAACUCCCGCAUAUGCAGAUACAGUUUCUAUACCUCAUUCCUCAGAACAGGAACACGAGAAGCCAUUACCAUCUGAUGACAGUCUUCAAAAUCCACCAACACCAAAACGUCCUAGAAUUGAGGAAAUAUCUCUUCCUACAUCUGUGGAAGACCAAAUCAGCUGUGAUUCAAACAAAUAAAGGCUAAGCUUUUAGUAGACUCUUCACAGUCUGAAGGUGAUGCAGCCACGUCUGUGGGUGUGUUUCUUUUACAAAUGUUGAUUCCUCAACUCUUGAUUAAAGCACCGUAUGUAUAUUUGACGUAGUGCUGUGAAGAAAGAACCUGUCAGUAGAAGACACAGGUUUUAGGAAUGUAGCUUUGCAGAAGAGGAACUGGUUGGGAAGUGACUUCUAAGUAUGUUUCUACUUCUUAAGGGUAGAUAGCGUUCUUCAGGAAAUGCCACAGCUGAAGGAAAUGGAGGAAAUCUGGGUAUUGAAAAGCCAUACAGGAACCUAAGAGUCUUCAUCAGAUUCCUUAAGUUGAUGUUCAUAAAAUAUAAUGUCUUCCAGUAACCUGUCUGGCAAAGGAAUUGAAUUUCUAAGGACUUAAAUGCAUUGAUAAGGAUUUGAUGUGGUUUAAGACCCACAAAAACCCCCUCAAAACCGAAGCAGUUUCACUCAAGCAUCUUGGCUUAUCUAUGCAAAGUAAUUAAUGCUUUCUGCGAAGUGUGGAGUGGAAGCUGAUAGUCAGAUGUUCUCAAUGCAGCAUCAUACAGUAUGACUGGUGUGCCUGAAACAUAAAUCAGAUUUUUAACUUCAAGAAAGAAGAAAGCAACUGGAAGAAAACCUCUGAAGAUUUGAUAUAAACAAUCUGCAAAGAAAAGUCUUAAUUACUUAUUUUCUGUAAUUAAGAAGAAAAUGCAGACACGAGAUUCUCCUGGGGUGGCAGGAUUUGAGUGUAUACAUUAAAAGUUUCCUCCUUUUUUUGAAAGCCUUAACUCUCAUAGCCAAUAAAAUAUAAAUCCAGUGUAUGUUAAGCUUCUAAAAAUUGUUUCCUUUUUAGCAUUUAAUACUUGCAUUAAGCAUUUAGCAUUUAAUAAUUGAAGUAGGACCUGCAGAUUGAAAACAGUGAGACCAAAACACUUGAAAAAGGUCACUGCACUGGAUUUAGUGUGGCACGCAGACUCAGCCUCCGUGAGUAGAACGCUCAGCCGCACUCUUCUGAGCUUAUCCACUUAAUUUGCUUUAACAUCAUGGAUCUGAUUUUUAAAAGCAAGAUAGCUUUUCAAAUAUGAAUAAUCAUUCUAGCUGUUGAUAGGUGUUCUGUCAUUUCAAGUUCCAUAACAUACAAGAAGGGAAAGCUGGGAUUCAGAUUGAAACUUGUUGACUUUCAUUCUUCCUUGGAUGUGAUUGUUUUUCAAAGUGUGUAAUGUA
Messenger RNA from Colius striatus (speckled mousebird), 3024 nucleotides. It is a transcript of the gene CHAF1B, whose product is annotated as chromatin assembly factor 1 subunit B. Lineage: Eukaryota; Metazoa; Chordata; Aves; Coliiformes; Coliidae. The transcript is spliced from 14 exons. The record is from RefSeq and is a predicted model, not a curated record. Gene Ontology annotation, biological process: DNA replication-dependent chromatin assembly; nucleosome assembly. The coding region runs from base 73 to 1791 and encodes 572 amino acids. Gene Ontology annotation, cellular component: nucleus; CAF-1 complex. Gene Ontology annotation, molecular function: protein binding.